AUGAAGAGCAUUACUAGAGACAUCCUUUUCAUUGGGGCUUUCGGUCUUGCCAUUGCGGCGCCGAACCCUCUCUCUCUCGGAACUUCUUUGACAAUUCUUAAAGAUAAUGAUUUCUAUGCGCAAUACUCCAAUAGGACAUCCGCUGCGAUUCUCGUUGAGAAGCCAAAGACCUUCAACGCGGCCAAAUCCAUCUGUUUAUCCCUUUCCGAGGGCCUUUGGUCUCCAGAGCUUGAGAACUUUACAGCAGGCGUCAACAAUUCACUUUCAUACCAAGCGUACCUUCGCAACUUCUCAUAUAGUCAACAAUUCUGGGUUGCGGACGCUCAACCUGCUUCGAAGCCUAAGAAUACAUGCAGAGCAAUUGACCUCGCUGGGAAAGUGAGAUCAUUGGACUGCAACCGCCUUCUCCCAGCUCUGUGUUCCCACAGUGCGCCACUUAGCAACAUUACGUUUACGGACACCUCUGAAAAGUAUCGAGUUACCGUCUCAACUGGAAAGCAUAAAAUCACUGGGUUUAGAGAUGGCCUUGGCUUCAGAUUCAAGAGUAUCCGAUACGGUUUGUUCAACGGAAGGUUCAAGCAUUCAUCUAUCUUCGACGGUCCAAGCAAUGCCGAAGCUUUGGAGUACAAGAAUGUUUGUAGGCAAUGGCAUGACGGUGAAGAUAUCGGAGGCGAGGAUUGUUUCUUCUUGAAUAUUGCAACUCCAUAUCUUCCUGGACCUGAUUCUCAGAGCUGUAACUUAAAGCCCGUUCUCUUCUGGAUCCAUGGAGGUAGCAACGUGGAAGUUGAUGGAAAUCGUGGAAAGUCUGAUGGUGUCAACUUGGCUACACGUGGCGAUGUUGUGGUCGUUAAGAUCAACUAUAGACUCGGCCAUUAUGGAUGGUUGGCGAUCAAUGGAACACCUAUAACAGGAAAUUACGGACUCGGUGAUAUGAUUACCAGUCUCAAGUGGGUACGAAAGAAUAUCAAGGCUUUCGGUGGAGACCCAGACCGUAUUACCAUUGGUGGAGACUCUGCCGGUGCAUCUGAUGUCAGAGCAUUGAUGGCGUCCGAAGCGGCGAAGGGCCUUUUCAGCGCAGCGAUCAUGGAAUCCCUACCAAUUGGUUGGUUUCCAGUCAACUUGUUUGCGCAUUGGCUUUCGAUUCCGGAGUAUUCGGGUAUAUUCGCACCAAUGGUUCUUCAAGGGACUGGCUGUGACAGCGCGACUGAUAUCGGGGCUUGCUUGGCUAACGUCGAUCCGGCAAUCUUGACCCCUAUCACCUCACCUCUCGGCAGUCUGGCUUUCCCAGUCCUUGACAACAUCCUGCUAAAGACCAAUGAUUUACAAGUAACUGGCAAAGGCUACGUUGCUCCAGUACCACUUCUCAUGGGUGUAAACCGCGACGAAGACUCGAUCCAGCUAUCUCCAUUCUUCGGUAUUCCUGACGCCUACACCUAUCUCGAGUACAUCAGCCAAAGCAUUGUUCUCCAGGACAUUACUAGAUUCGCCAACCAUCCAGCGUUCCCACAGCCUCCCGGAGGUGCGGCUUGGUCAGCUUUCAAUCUUACACAAAGAAUUCUUACUGACGGCGCUGUCAAGUGUCUCAACUGGGCGACCGCUUAUUCUGCUGCUAAGCACAAGGUUCUACCUAAGGUUUUCGCAUAUGAGUUCAAUCGCACAUAUUCCCCCGUGGAAUACACAAAUCCCCUUUGCGAGCCACCAGUUACCCCUGGACACCCCUUCGGAGACCCGGAUGCUGAGUACUUCAAGUGCCACAGCGGUGAAGUUAAUAUCGUCCAUGGUGAAUUGCUCUACUAUGGUAGAAAUAUUAGGGACGAAAAUGAUAUUCCAUUCCAACAGUUGAUCAUCGACUACUGGACUGCAUUUAUCUGGAACAAAGAUCCAAAUCCAAAGCCUGGGUAUCUUAAGGCAAGAGGAUAUUGGGGAACCCUGAACCAAGUUGCUAAUACCGGCAAGUGGGAGAGCGUUAACACGCGACAGCCAAAAAUGAUGCGACUGCAGUGGAAUGGUGGGUCAGUAGAUUUAAGUGAGAGGCCACAAUGCGAAGCUUUGGGAUUCCCAUUUGAAUAUUUUGAAAGUGCUCUCUAA
This is a messenger RNA of Orbilia oligospora ATCC 24927, 2088 nucleotides long. RefSeq lists its product as uncharacterized. Lineage: Eukaryota; Fungi; Ascomycota; Orbiliomycetes; Orbiliales; Orbiliaceae. The coding region runs from base 1 to 2088 and encodes 695 amino acids. The transcript has 3 exons. The record is from RefSeq and is a predicted model, not a curated record.